GGAGUACCGUGCGUCAUCAACGUGAGCCCUAAAUCCUGAGCGCACAGGCCGUGUUUCGCAUUGUGUGUAGGUAAAAAAAAAACCGGUAAGGUGCUAGCGCGAGCUGAAGUGCGAAGCUGUUGACAACCGCGGCGAGGGAGGAGGUGUGCCGGUUCCAGGGCUGUCAUGGCUCGUAACGCUGGCCAAAUCUGCUACUACUACUUGCAGGGCCACUGCCGGUUCGGUGACAAUUGCUGGAACGAACAUCCGCAGUACCAGGCUGACAGAUCCAGCUCGGGCUCUAAUAGAAGAGGAGCAUGGAGUGGACACAAUCAAAGAUACAGUAAUCCUGUCCAGACAUCCAGUUUUUCGAAAUCAUCUCACUGGCACAACAACAGAGAUUCCAGAUCCUUGGGCUUUUCACAGAAUAGAUAUGCUGCAUUGAACUCCAAUGAAAAUGUUGGAAAUAAUGGUGUUAUAGAUGAGGAAGAGAACCUUCUUGAAAUAAUAAUGAAAGACAUGGAGAUUUGGGAAUCUUCAGGACAAUGGAUGUUUUCCACAUACUCACCUGUGAAAGAAAAGCCUAAUAUUUCAGGUUUUCCAGACUUCUUGCCUGAAGAGUUACGUCUUGAAUAUUAUAACUGCAGAGCAAACAAUAAUAUACAAAGUUAUAUCAGUUCAGUCCAGCAGUUAAUAACCCAGUGGAGAAGCCGGUUGCUUGAGCUGAAGAACAUAAAUGCAUCUACCAAAACUGCAUUGAUAUCUGAAUUUAAGAAUGUGGCUGGUCAGCCACCACCUGCAUUUGGGUUUGGAGGACAACAGGCAUCAGCUUUUGGAGCAUCAGCUUUUCCUGUAGAUAACAAACCUGCUCAAGCCUUUUCUUUUAAACCAACUUCUGAAGUUGCCAGCGGCUCAUCUGGGAGCACAUUUGGGAAUCUGACGAGUGGCCAGGGUGCCACAUCUUCCUCUACGGCUUCCCAUGCAGUUGGCUUUGGGAAUCAACCAGCUUCAUCAGCAUCUUCCUUUUCAUUUAAAAAUACUGCAACUUCUGGCGGAUUUGGAGCUUCUGGAUUUUCAGGGUUUGGAAAAUCUUUUCCUGCAAGUUCCUCAGACGCUGCAUCUGCUUCCGUGUUUGGAACGACAGCUGUUACCCCUGCUUUGAAUUCAGGGUUUGGGAAAUCUUUUCUUGCAAAUUCCUCGGACACUAUGUCUGCUUCAGUGUUUGGGACUGCAGCUGUUACUCUUCCUUUGAAUUCUGGGAACACACUAUUUGGACACUCAGCAAAUGCCUUUGGGGGUAAUGCUGCAGUGACCCCUUCAGUAACCCCUCCCAGCAGUACUUCAGAAAAGUUAUUUACCCCAAAGGCCGAACUGUCUGCUGAAGAACUGAAGCAAUUUGAAGCAAAAAAAUUCGCACUAGGAAAAAUUCCUUUAAAGCCACCACCAGUAGAACUUUUAAGACUAUAAUGUGUUCUGAGGUUGUUUUUAUUACCUUUUCCCUACGUAUGUGAACACCAGAGGCAUGUGGAUGUAAUCCUUCAGAAAUAAAAUUUGUCUAUGGGUCACCA
This is a messenger RNA of Rhineura floridana, 1547 nucleotides long. It is a transcript of the gene NUP42, whose product is annotated as nucleoporin 42. The record is from RefSeq and is a predicted model, not a curated record. Gene Ontology annotation, cellular component: nuclear envelope. NCBI's taxonomy places the organism in Eukaryota, Metazoa, Chordata, Lepidosauria, Squamata, Rhineuridae. Gene Ontology annotation, molecular function: metal ion binding; nuclear export signal receptor activity. The coding region runs from base 166 to 1446 and encodes 426 amino acids. The transcript is spliced from 7 exons.